Molecule: messenger RNA, 4565 nt
Organism: Leptopilina boulardi
Lineage: Eukaryota; Metazoa; Arthropoda; Insecta; Hymenoptera; Figitidae
Gene: Fatp1
Product: long-chain fatty acid transport protein 4
Exons: 13
Coding region: 261-2477 (738 amino acids)
Biological process (GO): triglyceride homeostasis
Cellular component (GO): endoplasmic reticulum
Molecular function (GO): long-chain fatty acid-CoA ligase activity; long-chain fatty acid transmembrane transporter activity
Source: RefSeq, a predicted model, not a curated record
GGCUACACUAUGUACCUGACAGGCUUAGCACUCUUGUCGACAGUAAAAUUGCUUUAGUUCGUUUCGAGAUCUUUUCGCGAUUUUUCAGACAUCGAGUGUUUGACAAAUGAGGAAUAAUACUUUUACAAAGUGUCUGUGAAUUCAUGGUUGCGACUUUUUUUUAAAAAAUAAAACAAGCCGGUAACAUGUGGUAAAAGAAAAAGAAUAAAAGUGGAAUUAAGUUUUCAGUGACAUUGUGCGAGAAAAAUAAAUUUUUAAUAAUGCCAGAAGAAACCACAACGGUUAAUAAUAAUAUCAGUAAUGGAAAUAUCAAGAAUGUGAUUAUUUCAAAUUCAACAAACAUCAAGGAUCGAGACGUCGAGAGAGGGGAGGUCGAUUCAAGAGGGGGCAAUCCCCAUCAGACGUCGGCGUCGGCGUCGGUCAGGGAGCAAAUAUCAGCACCUGGUGGGCAGCGCGGCAGCAGCACACGUGGCAUUCAACAUAGUCGGAGCCAACAACAUUGGAGUGCAGUUUGUUGCAUUUUUUUUCAACGACUAGUGAUGGGCACGCUGCUUUUGGGUGCCGGACUGGCUAUUCUUGCAGGACUAUAUAUAUAUAUGGGCCCUCUAUUUAUUAUUCAACUUGUGUUGGUUAUUUUAGUUGCAUAUUUUGUGUCUGGUGGUAGACUAAGGUGGUUCUACGUGGCCUUGAAAACAGCCCCCCGUGACAUUAAAGCUGUUAGCCGAUACGUGAAACUUCUUUGGUUAAUUCGUGGACAUGAGAAAAAAAAUCGAAGUGUAGCUGAUGUUUUUCGUCAAAAUGUAGAGCGUCAUCCUAAUAAAGUGUGUUUGAUAUUUGAAGAUCAAGAAUGGACAUUUCAACAAGUGGAGGACUUUAGUAAUAAAGUAGCAUCGACAUUUAAAAAUCAUGGAUAUCGAAAAGGUGACACGGUGGCGUUAUUUUUGGAAAAUCGGCCAGAAUAUGUAGGAAUUUGGCUUGGACUUAGUAAACUUGGAGUAAUAACACCGUUGAUAAAUACAAAUUUAAGAAAAGUUUCUCUUUUACACAGCAUCAAUACUGCAAAAUGUCAAGCUUUAAUCUAUGGUUCAGAUUUGGCAGAUGCUGUUACGGAUAUUGCAUCCUCUUUAGAUGCAAAACUUGCUCUCUAUAGAUUUGAUGAAAAACCAGGAUUACAAUCAAAUGGUUUGAAAGAAAAAGAUCUCACUGCCUUUUUAGCAGAUGCACCUACAGUCCCUCCAGUUAUUCAAGAUAAAGGGUGCUAUCAUGAUAAAAUUUUGUAUAUUUAUACCAGUGGUACAACUGGACUUCCUAAAGCAGCUGUUAUUACAAAUUCAAGGUUUAUAUUUAUCGCGAGUGCUAUUCAUUAUUUAGUGGAUUUUCGAAGUUCUGAUAGAUUUUAUACACCAUUACCUCUAUAUCACACUGCGGGUGGUAUUAUGUCCAUCGGACAAUCUCUUUUGCAUGGAGGAACUACCGUAAUUAGAAAAAAAUUUUCAGCCAGUGCUUACUUCAGUGAUUGUGUGAAAUAUAAAUGCACGGUAACUCAAUACAUUGGUGAAAUGUGUCGUUAUAUUUUGGCAGUUCCUUCAAAACCAGAAGAAACACAACAUCAAAUUCGUACAAUUUUUGGAAAUGGCUUAAGACCCCAAAUAUGGCGAGAAUUUGUUGAUCGUUUUCAUAUUCCACAAGUUGCCGAAUUUUACGGUGCUACCGAGGGUAACGCUAAUAUAGUAAAUGUGGACAAUACUGUUGGUGCAAUUGGUUUUGUGUCUCGAAUAAUACCAGCUGUUUAUCCUAUUUCUAUCAUUAAAGUAGAUGCCGAUGGAGAGCCCAUAAGAAAUUCAAAAGGACUUUGUCAAGUUUGCAAGCCAAACGAACCAGGUGUGUUCAUUGGAAAAAUCAUUCCAAAUAAUCCAUCCCGAGCGUUUCUAGGAUAUGUGGACCAAAAAGCAUCUGAGAGUAAAAUAGUUCGUGAUGUAUUCACAAAAGGAGAUUCUGCAUUUUUAUCAGGUGAUAUUAUCGAAGCGGAUGAAUUUGGUUACUUAUUUUUCAAAGAUAGAACUGGAGAUACAUUCCGAUGGAAAGGGGAAAAUGUAUCGACGUCAGAAAUUGAGGGAAUUGUCAGCAAUCACGUUAAUUACAGAGAUUGUAUUGUUUAUGGUGUCGAGAUUCGAGGAGCAGAAGGCCGAGCUGGAAUGGCCGCCAUUUACGAUGAAAAUGGAAGUUUAGACAUAAAACGUCUGUCUUCUGACAUUAAAGAACAUUUACCAAGUUACGCAAGACCACAAUUUAUUAGAAUAUUAACAAAGAUUGAUUUAACAGGAACAUUUAAAUUGAAAAAGAAGGACCUACAAGAGGAGGGUUAUGACAUCAAGAGGAUAAAAGACAAAAUUUAUUACUUAGAUCCAAAGGAAGGUUAUCAAUUAGUAACACCAGAAAUUUUCGAUUUGAUUCAACAGGGCAAAAUUCGAUUUUGAUUUUAAAAACAUUUUUUCGAAUAAUACUGAAUUGAGAAAAUAUUUUUAACGCAGAAUUAUCGAAAUUCCACGAAUUCAAAAAUUUUCUCAAUUAUACAAUGCAAAAACUGUGAAAAGUUAUGCAUCAAUUAUAAAUGAAACAUCAAUAUAUAGAAUAGAAAAGGGAUCAACGCGCGAAAACAAUUAUAUUAAAAUAUUAUUUCUCAAGACUUUUAAUUCCACAUUAUGCUUCAUCACUAAUUUCAUCGUCAAUAUGGGCAAAAGCUUUCCAGUAAAGUGGAGCUCAAGAUAAUUAGGCGUUUUUCAAAUUAAAACAAUGUUUCAAAGAAAAGCCUAUAUACAUAGAGAAAAUACAAAUAUAACUCUUGAAUGAAAUUUAAAGACUGCUUCAAUCCUAUAUUAUGAAUAUAGAAACAAAAAAGACAAAAGAGAAGAUAUGCCUGAGAAUUGCCCUUUUUUAAAAUCUUCCACAAGAAGUUAAAAUUAUAUCAAAUUUUAACAUAAGGAAGAACAAUAAAACUUUGUAAAUACGAAUGUGCUUUAUAUACUAUUUCGAAUUUGAAAAAUGUGAGCAAAAGGUUUAAUCCAAUAAAUAUAUUUGAAAGUAAUUAAGAAAUUAGCAAUUAAACAAAAAAUAAAACAAUUAAUUAAACAUAAUGUAAUAUUUUAAAAAAAGUUACUGAAAAAACUAAAAUACUGAAAAUAUCAAAAUUUUUUAAGCUAUUGCGUCCAUAUUUCUGAAAUGAAUCUCAACUAUAGAAAUUUUACAAUAGUAGCAUUUUUUUCUAUCGUUAAAACUCUAGUGGAAAAAACUUUUUGCAAACAAUUUUCUAUGAAAUAAAUUAGUGUAAAUAUGUAAAACUACAAUGCUUUGAAGAUGGUGGCUGGAGAUACCUCGUACCUAUCGCGCAAUAACUAAUUUUAAUAUAUUAUUACAGAUAUAAUAUAUUGUGCAUAAUAAUAUAUUAUCAUAGGGUUUCUGGUCACAUCAAGACAGACUUUUUAAUUAAAUUUUGUUCUAAAAAUUAAAAAAAAAAUAGUUAUUACAAUUUACUUGUAUAAAAUAGAUCCUUACUUUUUUUUGGUGCAAAUGUUAAAUCAAAAAUUAUUUAUUAUAUGAAACAAAAAUUAAUUAUUCUUUUAUACAAAAAAUGAAUUAAAUUAGAAGCAAGAGGACUUUUAAAAUUUUUUGUAUCAAAUCGCAAAGCAUACAAUUUUGAUACCUAAGAAAAGUUCGUUUUUUAAAUAACUAUUUUAUAUUUUCGAAUUUAGAUUAUAAGACUUUAGUUUUAAAUUUUAUUUAAAUUAAACAUUUUAAUAGAUUUAAUUUUAUAUUUAUAAAGUAAUUUAAAAAAAUGCAUAUUAUAUUUCAUACUUUGCACUUGUUUAUAAAAGUUCUACUUCAUGACAAAUAAUAUAUUUAUAUAGUGAUUAAUAUAAAAAGAAAUAUUGUUUUAGGUUGAGGUGCAAUUGCAAAAGGUACAAUAGACUUAAUAGAUGAGAGUCAGUUGAUAGAUAGAAAAAUAGUGAAAAAUAUUUCUAAUAAACUUUAUAGAAUUCUUAUGAAUUCUAAAUUCAAUUUUAUAGAAGAACUUUCUGCAUUUCCCAUGAUAAAAUAUUUCAAAAUAAAUUAUAAAUAACAUUUUAAAUUUUCAAUUUAAAAAAAUAUCUCCGACUAAAACAAAAUUUUGUGAAUUUUAAAUAGUGAUGUUAAUUCUAAUUUUUAGGCUCAACGAAUUAGUAAUUUAAAAAGAAAUAAAGAUUGUUGCACAAAGCCAGCGUGAAAACUGAUAUAUUAGGUGCGUACGUGUGUUUUUUAGGUAAAAUUUUGUGAUGCAAAUGUUUUUUUUAUCAAUUAGUAUUUAAUAUAUACUAAAACGUGAUCCACUUCUUUUAUUAUUAUAUAAUUAAAAUAUCAUUAAGUAAUUUGAAUCAUUAUAAUGUCUCAAAGUCCAAAUGAAUGAAAGAAAAAAUUGUCUCUUAAAUAAAUAUUUUUCUUUUGGAAAAAUGUAUUUUUCUUUUAAUUUUGAAAAAAAAUAUAUUUGUUAAUUAUUAUAAAUGAAGAAAAUAAAUCAUGUUCGUUUUAUA